This is a messenger RNA of Empidonax traillii (willow flycatcher), 3499 nucleotides long. It is a transcript of the gene ZBTB7C, whose product is annotated as zinc finger and BTB domain containing 7C. The coding region runs from base 181 to 2124 and encodes 647 amino acids. Lineage: Eukaryota; Metazoa; Chordata; Aves; Passeriformes; Tyrannidae. Gene Ontology annotation, biological process: regulation of transcription by RNA polymerase II. Gene Ontology annotation, molecular function: RNA polymerase II cis-regulatory region sequence-specific DNA binding; DNA-binding transcription factor activity, RNA polymerase II-specific; protein binding. The record is from RefSeq and is a predicted model, not a curated record. The transcript has 6 exons.
GGCGAUGCUCCCCCCCACCCUGCACCGCCCGCGGCUCCCUCGCUGCUGAUUCGCUUUGGACGGUUCGCCUGGCGCAGGAUCAUCCCGCGGAUAGCCCCCCUCAUCCCGGCGGCAGUGGCGAGCCUGGGCGAUGCGGCUCCAAGGCUGACCCUGCUGAGAGCCCCUGAGAUACUGAACUCUAUGAGCGGAGACCACUUGACUGCACUCAGCACCUUUCAGGACCAGGCCCUAGGAAAUGGUCAGAGGAGCAAAGGGAGCGUCGCCGAUUUGAAACAGAACCAAGGGUCCUGGGCACUAAAUGAGAAUAUGGCCAAUGGCAUUGAAGAUCUUAUCGGGAUCCCAUUCCCGAACCACAGCAGUGAGGUGUUGUGUGGCCUGAACGAGCAGCGGCAUGAUGGGCUCCUCUGCGAUGUCAUCCUCAUCGUGCAGGACCAGGAGUACCGCACCCACCGCUCCGUCCUGGCUGCCUGCAGCAAGUACUUCAAAAAACUCUUCACUACCGGCACUUUAACGGACCAGCCCUAUGUUUACGAGAUUGACUUUGUCAAGCCCGAAGCACUUUCUGCCAUCCUCGAGUUCGCCUACACCUCAACCCUCACCAUCACCACCUCGAACGUCAAGCACAUCCUCAGCGCUGCCAAGAUGCUGGAGAUCCAGAGCAUUAUCAACGUAUGCCUUGAAAUCAUGGAGCCCGACAGGGAGGCUGAAGAGGAAGACGACAAAGAGGACGACGACGAUGACGAAGAUGAAGACGAAGAUGAGGAGGAAGAGGAGGAGGAGGAGGAAGUGGAAGAUUUCGUCAAUCAGGAGAACCUAACCGAUGUACAAGAAGUAAGCUGCCACCAAAGCCCUUCUGAGUCUGACCUUACCGAAGAGGCAUAUCCAGAAGCACCUAAAGAUUUUCCAAAUCACUUCCCAGCCAGUAACUCCUCUGGACACCUGGGCAUGAUACGAGACUUCUCCAUCGAGUCCCUGUUAAGUGAAAACUUGUACCCUAAGGCAAACAUCCCGGAAAGAAGGCCGGCUCUCUCCCCCUUCGCCCCCACCUUCUUCCCCCAUCUGUGGAACGGAGACUUUAGCUCCUUCUCCCAGCUCGAGGAACCACAGGUAGACAACGGCCCCUUGGAUCUGGUGAUCAAAAAGAGGAAGAUCAAGGAAGAGGAGGAGAAGGAAGACCUGCCCCCGCCUCCUUUCCCUAAUGACUUCUUCAAGGACAUGUUUGCCAACACCCCAGCAGCUCCCCUAGGGCAUAUUAAGGCAGAGGCUGACUAUGGAGCUUAUCUGAAUUUCUUAAGCGCUACCCAGUUCGGAGGAGUUUUUCCUCCAUGGCCCCUGGAGGAAGAGAGGAAAAUAAAGCCCAAGGCGUCCCAGCAAUGCCCCAUCUGCAACAAAGUCAUCAUGGGAGCCGGCAAGCUGCCCAGACACAUGAGGACCCACACUGGGGAGAAACCCUAUAUGUGCAAUAUCUGUGAAGUUCGCUUUACCAGGCAGGACAAGCUCAAGAUCCACAUGCGCAAGCACACGGGGGAGCGGCCGUACCUGUGCAUCCACUGCAACGCCAAGUUCGUGCACAACUACGACCUGAAGAACCACAUGCGCAUCCACACGGGCAUCCGGCCCUACCAGUGCGAGUUCUGCUACAAGAGCUUCACCCGCUCCGACCACCUGCACCGCCACAUCAAGCGGCAGAGCUGCCGCAUCGCGAGGCCCCGGCGAGGCCGCAAGCCGGCGGCCUGGCGGGCGGCCGGCCUGCUCUUCGCGCCCGGCGGCCCGCCCGUGGAGAGCGGCUUCGUGGUGCCGCCCGCCCUGGAGGAGAUGGGCGGCCACCUCGGCAGCACGGCCAUGUGCCUUCCCGGCCCCAGCCCCAAGCACUUCCUGAGCGGGGCCAAGGCCCCCUUCAGCCUGCAGGAGCUGGAGAGCCAGUUUGAGGAGACGCAGAGGAAGCUCUUCAGGCGGACCCAGAUGGACAUGGAGAGGAACGCGGGGAUCUUCGCCUUCGCCCUGGGCCACAAUGAGAACCUCGCCGCCCAGCCCUUCUUCCCGCUCCCCGACCCUUGGAGCACGGGCUUCAGUGGCCUGGCGGGGCUGGGCCACGUGGCUCCCAUCUCGGAGGCGAGCAACUAAACCCCGCUCCCGGUCCCGCCGUGCACCCGCUCCCCUUCCCAGCGAGGCAGCCAGCUCCCUCGGGGCCCCCACCUGCCCUUUGGCAUCGCUGGGCUCCCAAGAAACUCUUUGCCCCCUUGCUGCCGUGGGGCUUGGGGCACAGGGUGGUCCCUGGCGCGGGCAGGGGGGUGGGAGGUGCUGUGUCCCCUGGCCACUGGCACUUUAGACUCUGGAUGCACUUGGCUUUGGGGCCAACAGGCACUUGCUGUCCCACCCAGCCACCCACCACUCAUGGCUCCAUCUGGGAAGGCCAGGCCAGGACUGCUGCUCUCUUCAACACUCCCGAAAAUGUCACUUGCCUUAGUCCAGGGCACAGCCAUCAGCGUGAGAUGGCUCUUCUGGGGUAAUUACUCCCCAUUUUCCACCCGCAGAGCCCACUGGACACCAACAAGCCGUCUAGACUUGGUUUUAUUAUGUUACAUUCCUUGGCCCUUUUGGUCAAAAGAACUUCUCUCUUUUGGAUUUUUUUUUUUUUUGUGUUCUUUUUUUGGUUUUGUUUUUGGUUGGUUGGUUGGUUUUGUUUGCUUUUUUUUGUUUGUUUUUUUUUUUUAAUUAAUUCCCAUGUCUGGCAACAAUAUUUAUCCUACAAAGGAUAAAGGGGAGGGUCAAGUCAAGCAGCCAUGUUGGGAGACGGAUAAUCCUGGCCUUUGCCUUUCUCAGCAGUAUAUCGGAUUUACAGGGCUGGUGAAAGCCCAGAUCCGCAGCAUGAGUUGGGACCCUAAAAACAUUAAAAAGAAAAAAAAAAAAAAAAAAGGAGAUAAAAAAUCACCCAGCUUUGCAGCUGGGUGUAAAAGGGGGAUUUACUUAUUUUGGUUCUUUAGCUAUUUCAAGAUUUCAAAAGGAGAACCAAAGCCUAUUUUGAGUAUUUUAACUUCAGUUGCUUGAAAAGGUGAAGGAAAAGUUUUGGAAGAAUCAGAAAUGUUUCAAUAUUGAGCUUUCACUAAACCCUUGCUUUGCGAAAAUGUACCACGUGGGAAUUUCGAAAUGAAAAAGUAGUUUCUAACCAAAGAGUCAGAAUUCGCCACCACUGACCAUUCUGAAAAGUCUGGGGUUCUGUCCUUAGUUCCCUCGAAUUCCUAUAUAUAUAUAUAUAUUUUGAUGAGAAAAAUUUGCAAAACGCUCGUGUGUCCCCGAACGUGCAACGCUGAUGGGAAAAAAAUGAGUGUGGAAAUAUCCCUGCUGCUUGUCUCAAGGGAUCUUUGUGGAAAAGAAAUUCACUAAAGGUGUCUUGGUGAUUUUACUGCCUACUUGCCAGCAAGCAGAAAUGCUAUUUCUUCACUCCUUGUUGGCUCAAAAGAUAAGAUGGUGACAUACUGAGGGUGCUCCAAGCUGAAGG